AUUGGUACCAGCAAUGAACUCCAGAUCUAUUCUAACUAUUUCGUUUGGGAUUAGUGAAAAUGUCUCAUUAAAAUAUCAAUAUUUAAGUCCUCUCAUGUAAAAUGAUCAGGGGAUAGAAUAAAACGAUCAGAGAAUAGUAUCGAAAUAUAAACAGUAAUUGAACCGUUGCCUUCACAUGAUGUGGAUUAGGGAGUAGACUGUCGUAAUGGCUAUGAAUGUCGUUACUUUAUUGUCACUUGUCAGAAUCUACGAGUCGGAUCACCGGGGUGACCCAAAGGUAGCAGUUGCGUAAUCUACUAUGAAUGCAGUCGGCAGCUUCCUGGAACCAAGAGGCUGGAGAAUUGUGCAUUGCAAUCAGUUAGAAGAAUAAUAUCUAUAUGCAUUUAAAAGAGCUCUUCUGCCCAAACACACGCCCUGCAAAAAUGCAAUUUGAAAGUGAUUUACAGCUACCAGAGAAAGUGCUAAAAUACGAAGCAUUCAUAAAUGAUGUUCUUAAAGAAGACCUGAAGAAAGUGCAUGCACGGCAAGAUCAUGUUACCACAGAAAUAGCUGAAUAUAUUCAGCUUAAGAACACUAUUCAAACACUGAAAGAGGCUGACAUGGUUAAGGAUGGAUUUAAGACGAAAAUGAAUUUGGGAUGCAACUUUUAUGUGCAAGCAAAUGUAUCUGAUCCAAAAACUAUGUUCAUAGAUAUAGGUUUGGGACAUUAUUUGGAAUUUACACUGGAUGAAGCUCAAAAAUUUAUUGACAGAAGAUUGGAAUUGCUGUGUCAACAAAGCAACAAACUGAAGAAAGAUAGUGCUCAAACCAAAGCAAUGAUUAAAAUGGUGCUUGGAGGUCUGCAUCAACUCCAGUCAGAGAGAGGAAGUGCAAAGUAACAUUGUUACUACAUGGCCUGUUACAGAUUGACUUUUAACUUAUUGUGGUAUACUUUUGUACAAUUAUAUUAUUUUACUUGAUUGAUUUUGUAGUUUUAUUAUAGCUGUAAAGCAAAGUGAAAGUAGUAACAUUUGAUGCCUUUAUGAACUGGCCUUCUAUGGUAAUGUAACCUAAAUGCCCCACAAAGACAAGUUGUAAUUUGAUGAUGUUACUAAAAAUAUCAAAAAGUCAUUGAUGGACUUACUGCCAGACACAUUCCCUAAUAAACGUUCGGAUAUACAAAGAGAAACAUUAUUAGCAAAAUUCUCCAAAAGUUCUUGACAUAUUUACUUGAAAUUUUUGCAUGGCGUUCUAAUAAACAUUCAGAUAGACAAGGCUACAUAGUUUCAGUGCAUAUUGUUUGUAGACAUAUGCUACGUAAAGGGGAAAUGAAAUUAGCGAAAAUUUAAAUGUUUCUGACCAGUUUACUUAAAACGUUUACAUGAUGCUCUAAUUAAAGUUUACAUAGAUGAAGACUACACAUUUUUU
Schistocerca cancellata (South American locust) is the source of this 1407-nucleotide messenger RNA. RefSeq names its product protein UXT homolog (gene Uxt). The record is from RefSeq and is a predicted model, not a curated record. Gene Ontology annotation, biological process: negative regulation of transcription by RNA polymerase II. The transcript has 3 exons. The coding region runs from base 378 to 878 and encodes 166 amino acids. NCBI's taxonomy places the organism in Eukaryota, Metazoa, Arthropoda, Insecta, Orthoptera, Acrididae. Gene Ontology annotation, molecular function: transcription corepressor activity.